Molecule: messenger RNA, 5528 nt
Organism: Myxocyprinus asiaticus (Chinese sucker)
Lineage: Eukaryota; Metazoa; Chordata; Actinopteri; Cypriniformes; Catostomidae
Product: GRIP and coiled-coil domain-containing protein 2
Exons: 23
Coding region: 150-4694 (1514 amino acids)
Biological process (GO): late endosome to Golgi transport
Cellular component (GO): Golgi apparatus
Source: RefSeq, a predicted model, not a curated record
AGUAACGAAGGCGGAAGUAAUCACAGUGAUGUCUGCAUACGUUUAGACAUUUAAACUGUAACUACAUACAGUGGAUUUCAUUUACAAUAAUUUAUCAAUUUUCAGCUGAUUACGUUUUGAGCCGCUGCUGUUUGUAAUCGCAUACCACAAUGGAGGAAACAAACCCUGAGUCUGUGAUGUCACCAUUAGGACAGGCCACAGGCAAAUCCAAGUUGGAUACACUGUCCAAAGAAGACCUGAUCAAAUUUGCUAAGAAACAGAUGGUGGCAAUGCAGAAGAUGAAAUCAAAAUGUGCAGAUUUGGAGAAGGAAGUUGAAGUGUUAAAACUUCCUCCACAAGCUCCUUCAGAUGACUCCAUUAUCCAGGAGCUGACUGAGAGAAUGGAUGCCGUACUGCUGGAGAAAGCUGAGACUCAACAAAGUCUGAUGUUACUGCGCAAAGAACAUGAGGAACUCAAGAAACAAGCACAGGACACAAUCGAAAGUUUAGCAGCUCUUAAGGGACAACUGGAUACAAAAAAUAAGGAGUGUGCAGAAAUGCAGAAACACACAACUGAACUCACUGCUACCUUUGAGGCCACAUGUCAUGAAUAUCAGUCCAAGAUAUCUCAAUUUCAAAAAGAACUAGAAGAAGCCAAACAUCAAUUGACAGCUGAGAUCGAAGCUCUCAAAGAUUCUCACCAGAGCAGUCUCACAGAAUCCCAACAGGAGAUUGAGAAUCUGCAGCAGGAAAUGGAAAGGCUGAGCAAACAGUAUGAAGACGAUGUCCGAGACCUGGAGGAGCAGCUGGAGUUGAAUGCAGCAGACUUCGAGAGGGAGAGAGAGCGACUACUUUUGCUUAAUGAAGAGCUUUCAGAGCAGCUGUCGUUGAAGGAGGGCUUCCUCCAGGACGUUCAAGAGGAAGAAGAGGACGCUAGUAGAGCGGGGGCUCAGAAAGAUUCAGGAAGUUCAAACAUAUCUGACUUCCCAGCAUCAGAUGACUCUAGCGAUGAAGCUGGUAUGCUAAAGCUGGCACUGGAAGAUCUACAGUCUCAUAACGUCAUGCUUCAGGAGGAGCUUACGUUUCUUAGAAAUGUGAAAUUGGAGCUGGAGUCAGAGCUGAAGCAGGUGAGAGAUGAGUUCUCAUUGGAAAAGGAUGAACUAGAGUUCAGAAUUAAUGAGCUUCAAAUGAACAAAGAUGAUGGUGAUACGUUUGUGGACAAGAGUGGAAAGAGAUACAGUAUAUCUAAAGAACAACAUCAUCAGGAAGUCCAGACCUUUGAAGAACCAAAUGAAUCAGAAGCCUGCCUUACCUCCAGUGCUGAAACACAAACAGAAGAAGAAAUUCCUCAUGUCGACGACCUGCAAAACAGAUGCAGACCUCCAGCUGAAGUGUUUAAGCAUACCAAGAACAUACAAACAAAUGAGGAAAUGGAUCUACAAGACAUAACAGAACAGUUCAUAAAGCAGUAUAAAACCAUGAAGGAACAAACUGCAGUCUCUGUUGAGGCUCUGCAGGAGAAACUUCAAAACGUCUACCAGCAGAGGGACAGUUUGUUGGAACAACUUCUAAAAGCUGAAGAAACAGUGGAACCAGUAGAGCAAAAGAUGUCUUUUGAGGACCUAAAGAAGGAAAAUGAAGAAAUCCUGGUGCACCUGCAACACAAGGAGGCUCUCAUCCUAGAGUUUAUGGAGAUACUCAAAUUCGUAGAUAAGACACAUGAGGAAUCCAAAAGUGAACAUGUGGACAAUGCACUGUUGUUGAUAACUGCAGAAAAGGAUGAGCAAAUAAAGACCCUUAAAGAAGAGGUCUCUUCUCUUCAAACCAGAGAGGAAGCGUGCCAAGAGAACAACAGACUUCUCAAAUUCCAAAUCUUGUCCUUGUCGGAAGAGAGGGACACCGUACAGAACAAUAUGGAUGCUUGUCGAGAACAACUUUCUGAAAUACUCAAGCAGAAUUUCUCUGAGACUGAGGCUCAUGGGACAGCCGAUAUCUUGACUUUAAUCAACCAUCUCUUGACUAAAGCUCAGGAGGAAAAAGCAAUCUUAACCCGACAGUUUGAUGAAAGAGUAGAGCAGUAUACCAUGGAAUUGGAGAGUGUGAGGCAGUCAGGUGAGGAGCGAAGCGCUGAGCUGCAGGCACACAUUGAUGACCUCAGCCGAGAGAAGCACCUGCUGAAGACCAAUUUGGAUGAUGUGGUUUUAGAUACUGAGGGAUUGCAGAAGGACCUGAGUGAAAUGCAGGUCAUGAAUGAAAAGCUCCGUGUUGAAAACCAGAGCCUUAUCAAUCAGGUGGCUGACUUAAGCAGGAGUCUAGAAGAAAAACAACAGGAAGAAAAACGUAGGUCAGAAGAAAUUGACACACAAGCUAAUGAGAUGAAGGAACUGCAGCAGAGACUUGCUGAUAGAGACACACUCAUAUCACAGCUAAAGGAUGAAAUUGGACACUUGCAGAUGAGCAAAGAGUCACCAGUGUCUAAAGAAAAUGAAAAUAUGAAAGACUUCUCUGAUAAAAUAGAAAUCCUGGAGAAGGAAAGCAAAGAUAAAGAUGAACGCAUGAAUAAAAUCAAAGCUGUUGCUUUGAAAGCUAAAAAAGAGCUGGAAAACAGCAAGAAAGAGGUUGUCACUCUGAGAGAGGAAGUGGACAUGCUGAAGGCUGAUCGAGACAAAUUAUCCAGAUCCAUGAAGGAUAUCAUCCAUGGUGCUGAAGACUAUAAGAAUUUGAUGGUGGAUUAUGACAAGCAGACAGAGUUGCUGGAUAAAGAGAAAGAGAAACUAGAACAGGUGGAGAAACAUAACGAAGAUUUAACCAAACGUCUGCAAAAUGCAAUUCAACAGCAUGAGCUGUUGUCGUCUGAGCGAGAGGAUCUGAUGGCUCGUAUUGAGACGCUGCAGAGUAACGUCACACAGCUGGAGUCACAGAUAGUGGACAUGCAGAGGGUUAAAUGUGGGCUGGAGAAAGAGCUUGAGGCAGAGAAGCUUUUAAGAGAGCAGAAGUUUAAGGAGCAUCAGUGUGUUGUGAGGGAGAUGGAGGAGCUUCAAGCUCAGCUCGGCAAAUACAAACAUCAGCUACAACAAACCGCUCAAGAACUCGAGCAGCUCAGAAAGGACGCUCAGCAGAACUCAUUACUGGACAUGGAGAUGGCAGACUAUGAGAAACUGGUGAAGGAACUCAAUCACAAACUCAGUGAGAGAGACAGACAGAUUGAAGAGCAUCAGACUCAAGCUCAAACACACAAGCAGCGAGAGCAACGACUCAAUGAGGAGAUCGAGUCUCUGAAGUCACUGGUGGAACAGACAGAAGAUAAAGCCUCCAGGAUGAAACAAUUGCUAAUCAAAACGAAAAAAGAUCUGGGAGAUGCAAAGCAAAAAGAAGCAGCUCAGAUGAUCACGCAGGCUUCACUAAGAGGAGAACUAGAGGCCCAUCAACAACAGCUGGAGGAGUAUAAGAUCCAGUGCAGCGAGUUAACUGCAGAGAGACACAGACUGCAGGAGCAACUGAAGAUGAUGAAUGAUCAACAACAGAGAGUGUCCAGCUCAUAUCAGCUCUCACUCAACACACUACAGGAUGAGUGUAACACUGCUAAGGCUGAUCUGGCAGCAACAGUCUCAGAGUUCGAGAGUUAUAAAGUGCGAGUUCACAAUGUCCUCAAGCAACAGAAACACAAGAGCUCAAAUCAGACUGAUGGAGACGCUUUCAAAUCAGAGAGAGAGCACAUAGAGGCUGUGGUGCAACAGUUGCGCACUCGGCUGCAGGAGACGCAGCACAAUCUUCAGUCGAGCACUGCAGAACUGCAGCAGCUGCACACUGAACACGACAUGCUGCUGGAGAGACACAACAAGUUCCUGCAGGAAACCGUCAGUAAAGAGGCAGAACUCAGAGAGAGACUGCUGUCACUGCAAACAGAGAAUGUAGCGCUGAAGUCUGAGCACGGCCAGUGCACGUCUCAGCUGACCGCUCAGACUGAGGCUCUCCGCAGCAGCUUCCGUGAGCAAACACGCCACCUACAGGACGAACACUGCAGCACGGUCGAGACGCUGCAACAACAGAUCAACAGACUGGAGGCACAGCUCUACCAACUGCAAAGAGAGACCAGCAACACCGCUCCAGUUCUUGUGCAGCAACACAGGAAGUCUCAGUCGGACAGGAAGUUGGCUGAUGUUCCUCAGUUUGAUCUUCAGGGCACGGCUCGAGAGGAGGGCGAGGGGAUGGAGACUACUGAGAUCGAGUCUGUGUCCAGCCCUGGAACUUCACUGGCCUCUCUAGAGCAGCUCCUCUCAUCACCUGACCUCAAACACGAGCCUGUUGUUUGGCAAGUGGAGCCCAGUAAAGAGGAGCUGACUCAGAAACUCAACACUGCCACCCGCAGUAUGGAGCAUUUAAACAGUCUACUGCAUGAGACCGAGGCUACCAAUGCUGUGCUGAUGCAGCAGAUCACUCUGUUGAAGAGUGAGCUGCGGCGUCUGGAGCGCAAUCAGGAGCGUGAGAAAUCUGUGGCCAAUCUGGAGUACCUGAAGAACGUGCUGUUGCAGUUCAUCUUCCUGCGCUCCGGCAGUGAGCGUCAGGCACUGCUUCCUGUCAUACACACCAUGCUGCAGCUAAGUCCAGAGGAGAAGAGCAAACUCUCUGCUAUCGCACAAGGUGAGGAGGAGUCUGCAGGCUCAAGAGGGUCCGGGUGGACGUCAUAUCUGCACAGCUGGUCAGGAAUCAGAUGAAACACAUACUGACUAUAAAGCAGUGAUUUAAACAUGCAACUGAAGGAAAAGCAUCAAUCAGAGCAACAUACAUGCGGAGCUACAACUCAUACUUUUUCAAAAGUGUUCACAUAUCCCUGGUUCAUCAUACACACCUUAUAACAGCACAGAUCUGUAUUUAUACAUUUUAUUAAACCUGUUUUAAAUGAGAACUGCAAUUUAUUUCUCCUUUUUCCUUUUUGAUUUUCUUUAUUGCCUUCAUUUUUGUACUGUGUCAGUCCUAACCGAAUAUUACUUUCAUUUGGACUACUGAUGUGCUGUGAGUUUUGCACACCAUUAUAAUUUUUCAGUCUUUCGUUUUGUCAGUCUUGGUAAAUCUCGUGUCCAUAUAGUCUUUUGUUUUUGAUUGUUUGAACUUUAAUCAGGGGGCCAGAUCAACAUGCAUAAAUAAUGAGAUUAAUCUGUGAAUGUGUAUAUUCAGUCCGCAAUAUAUACUGUAUUAUCAAUCAACCUAUUUUAUUUACUGAGAAAUAAUAUGCCAGUAUGUAUGGAGAAUAUGAAUGUAUUGUACAUGAUUCCAAAGAUAUUUAAGAGAAACAGUAAGUUAUUGAAAUCUGCUUACAGAUCUUAUAUGAAGUACAUGUAAUAUCUUUUACUUUUGGUUAUUUGUUGUAAGGGUUUUCUUAAUAUGAGUUCAUCCUGCUAUGAAUCACUGUUUGAUUUCCUUUUUAUGUAGCAUUUGUACUUGUAAAUCUAAAAGCAUUUAUUUCUUGGCAAAAUCUAAGUUUCUUUAUUGUACAGUUAAUAUAGGCACCAAUUUUGCAAUUGCAAAACAAAUAAAUCUCUGAAAAGCGA